Messenger RNA from Phascolarctos cinereus (koala), 1076 nucleotides. It is a transcript of the gene ANP32A, whose product is annotated as acidic nuclear phosphoprotein 32 family member A. The record is from RefSeq and is a predicted model, not a curated record. Gene Ontology annotation, molecular function: histone binding. Gene Ontology annotation, biological process: nucleocytoplasmic transport; regulation of apoptotic process. Lineage: Eukaryota; Metazoa; Chordata; Mammalia; Diprotodontia; Phascolarctidae. Gene Ontology annotation, cellular component: nucleus; perinuclear region of cytoplasm.
CGCGGGUGCUGGGGGCUCGAGAACCGAGCGGAGCUGGUUGAGCCUUCAAAGUCCUAAAACGCGCUGCCGUGGGUUCGGGGUUUAUUGAUUGAAUACCGCCCAAGCGGGAGACUUCUGCAAAGAGGGAGCGAGAGAUGGAAAUGGAGAAACGGAUUCAUUUAGAGCUGCGGAACAGGACGCCCUCCGAUGUGAAAGAGCUUAUCCUGGACAACUGUCGGUCAUAUGAUGGUAAAAUUGAAGGCCUCACAGAUGAAUUUGAAGAACUGGAGUUCUUGAGUACAAUCAACGUAGGCCUCUCCUCAGUUGCAAACUUACCAAAGUUAAAUAAACUUAAGAAGCUUGAACUAAGUGAUAACAGAAUCUCCGGAGGACUGGAAGUAUUGGCAGAAAAGUGCCCAAACCUCACACAUCUAAAUCUAAGUGGAAACACAAUAAAAGACCUCAGCACAAUAGACCCGCUGAAAAAGUUAGAAAACCUCAAGAGCUUAGAUCUUUUUAAUUGUGAGGUAACUAACUUGAAUGACUACAGAGAAAAUGUGUUCAAACUCCUCCCUCAACUCACAUACCUUGAUGGCUAUGACCGGGAUGAGGAGGAGGCCCCUGACUCAGAUGCUGAGGGGUAUGUGGAGGGACUUGAAGAUGACGAGGAAGAUGAGGACGAGGAGGAGUAUGACAAAGAUGCCCAGGUAGUGGAAGACGAAGAAGAUGAUGAUGAGGAAGAGGAAGGAGAAGAGGAGGACGUGAGUGGAGAAGAAGAGGAGGAUGAAGAAGGUUACAAUGAUGGGGAAGUAGAUGAUGAAGAAGAUGAAGAUGAAGUUGGUGAAGAAGAAAAGGGACAAAAGAGAAAACGAGAACCUGAAGACGGGGGAGAUGAAGAUGACUAAAUGGAAUAACCUAUUUUGAAAAAUUCCUAUUGUGAUUUGACUGUUUUUACCCAUAUCCCCCCCCAACCCCACCCCCCCAAAACUUAUUUUUUUCUGAUUGUAAUGUUGCUGUGGGAAUGAGAGGGGAAAAGUGGAUUGGGUGGGGGGUGGGAAGGGGUGGAAUAAAGUACUAUUUUUACUGCCGCUCUUAAA